Molecule: messenger RNA, 1167 nt
Organism: Mesorhabditis belari
Lineage: Eukaryota; Metazoa; Nematoda; Chromadorea; Rhabditida; Rhabditidae
Source: the annotation of a GenBank genome assembly
AUGUGGAAUUAUUUGCUGCUGGGUUUGAGCCUCGUCGCUUUUGUGCUCGGCGACGUCGUGCCAUUGGACAACAACAACAUCGACGUUGUUUUGAAAUCAAAUGAUGUCGUCUUUGUGAACUUUUACGCCGAAUGGUGCCGCUUUUCGCAAAUGUUAAAGCCGAUCUAUGCAGAAGCCGCCGAGAAGUUCAAGGAGUAUCCAACGGGGAAGAUUGUCUGGGCAUCAGUCGACUCGGAUCAACAACCUGACCUCGCACAACGCUACAGUGUCAACAAGUACCCAACAUUGAAGCUCUUCCGCAAAGGCGAAUUGGUGAAGAAAGAGUACAGGAGUCAGCGAAGCGCCGAGGCACUCACCGCGUUUAUUCAGAAACAACUCGAUUCGGGAGUUCAAACGGUCGCCACUGUUGACGAAUUAUCGACCAAACUUGACAGUAAGAAGCGGAACGUCAUCGGAUAUUUCUCUCAAGCUGCUGGUUUGGAAUAUGAUACGUAUAACAUGGUUGCUUCUGUAUUGCGAGAUGAGUGCGCGUUCCAUUUAGCCGUCGGCGCUGUAUUUCAAGCUGACCUUCAACAUGGAUCAAAAAUUGUUUAUCAAGGACCGGGAGCGAUCCCCGAUUCAUAUAAUGGAGCCCUCGGUGAUUUUGAUGCGAUGAAAAAAUGGCUUACCGAGCGCUGUGUGCCACUUGUUCGUGAAAUCACAUUCGAGAAUGCGGAAGAAUUGACCGAAGAAGGACUUCCAUUUUUGAUUCUUUUCAAGCAUCCCGAUGAUACGACAAGCCAAGAAAUCUUCACCAAUAGUGUUAUCCGAGAGAUUCCUGAUCAAAAAGCUUCGAUAAACUGCCUUGUUGCCGAUGGAAAGAAAUUCGCGCACCCAUUGCACCAUCUCGGAAAAUCUGAAAAGGAUUUGCCGGUUAUUGCCAUCGAUUCGUUCCGUCACAUGUACCUCUUCAACAAUUAUCAGGAUAUUCAUGUCUCCGGCAAGCUUCGACAAUUUGUGAUGGACUUGCAUAGCGGAAAAUUGCAUAGAGAAUUCCAUCAUGGCCCAGAUGCUACACAAGGAAAUCAAGAGGCGGCGAGUCCUUCCGAAACGCAGCCACCACCAAGUGUAUUCGAGAAAUUGAAGCCGUCUCAUAAUCGCUAUUCGAUUUUGGGCAAAGAAGAACUA